UUUGUCCGUUAGGCGAUCAUGUCUCGAGCCAAAGGUCGGGGUCGAGAAAUUUUUCAGACAAACGAGUAGAGACAAAGCCCGUGGAAUCUCAACAUUCUUCAAUGUGAGAAGUCGAGCGAAGAGAUCUAUACUCACUUCCCUGCGCGGCACGACACAGUCGAAGAGAAAGAUCGAAGCAUUACGGGCGCUGCCGGUGUUCCCCUGAAUACUAGUCGACUAACAUCUACUCAGCAAGGCUGCGUAAUGGGUUCCAACAUCGUCGUUCCCACCAGCCAGGCCGGCACCAACUCAGCUCCAGAUCGGAUUAAGUUUGCGUACUGGGUUCCCAAUGUGUCAGGAGGGCUUGUCAUAUCCAAGAUCCCGCAGCGUACUAAAUGGGACCUCGAAUCGAAUGUCAAGUACGCCCAAACAGCAGAGAGCGUCGGCUUCGAGUAUGCUCUCUCCCAGAUCCGAUUCACGGCCGGCUACGGCGCGGAGUAUCAGCAUGAGCCUGUCUCCUUCUCCCAAGCGCUGCUUCACCAAACCAAAACACUCAACCUCAUCGCUGCCCUCCUCCCUGGCCCGUGGAAUCCCGCCGUGGCAGCGAAGCAGAUUGCAAGCAUCGACCACUAUUCCAAUGGCAGGGUCGCCGUCAAUGUCGUGUCAGGAUGGUUCAAAGCAGAGUUUACCAGCAUCGGCCAAUGGUGGCUCGAUCAUGCUGAACGUUAUCGACGGUCGAGGGAGUUUAUCACUUGUCUCAAGGGCAUCUGGACGGAAGACAAGUUCACAUUCCGAGGCGACUUCUAUCAGUUUCACGACUACACCCUUCAGCCCAAACCCUUGAAGUGGGAAGGCAGGGACCAUCCUGAGAUCUUUCAGGGUGGUAACUCGAUUGAUGCGCGGGAAAACGCCGCGACAGUGUCCUCGUACUAUUUCAUGAACGGAAACACCCUCGAAGGUUUCCAAACGCAGAUCGCCGAUGUCAAAGAGCGCGCUCGUCGCGAAGGUCGCGAAGAUCAAGUCAAAUUCGCGGUCAACGGGUUCGUCAUCGCGCGUGAGACUGAGGAAGAGGCCAUCCGUGUUCUGCAGGAGAUCCAAGGGAAGGCGGACAAAGAAGCCGUCGAGGCAUUCGGCGACCAAGUCAAGAACGCAGGUGCAUCGACCGCCAACAAGACCGGCAUGUGGGCGAACAGCAAGUUCGAGGAUCUGGUGCAAUACAACGACGGAUUCAAGACGAAACUCAUCGGGACGCCUCAGCAGAUUGCCGAUCGCAUACUUCUCCUGAAGAGCCUGGGUGUUAGUAUAUUGCUCACUGCAUUCCUCCAUUACGAUGAGGAGAUUGAGCAGUUUGGAAAGGAGAUCAUUCCUUUGGUGCGGAAGCUGGAGGCAGAAGGCAGAGGGAAGGACGCAGACUACGAGAUCAAAUUGACAGGCGAUGUAUACAAGGCUAGGGAGAUUGAGGAGGUCAAGACCUCGUAAGAGCGUCAUCGAACGCAACCCCUCUGUUAGCAAGAAGGAUGGGAGUAUCGGCUUCUGGGCACCUGUCCGGCUAACUACUCAAAAGCUAGUACACAAACUACAUGGCAAAUACAUAUGACCCAUCUAGUAAAUCCAUAACUUGC
Cladophialophora immunda is the source of this 1601-nucleotide messenger RNA. RefSeq names its product dimethyl sulfone monooxygenase SfnG. Gene Ontology annotation, molecular function: alkanesulfonate monooxygenase activity. Bases 244 to 1458 code for a protein of 404 amino acids. The record is from RefSeq and is a predicted model, not a curated record. Gene Ontology annotation, biological process: alkanesulfonate catabolic process. Lineage: Eukaryota; Fungi; Ascomycota; Eurotiomycetes; Chaetothyriales; Herpotrichiellaceae. The transcript has 3 exons.